Molecule: messenger RNA, 1429 nt
Organism: Sphaeramia orbicularis (orbiculate cardinalfish)
Lineage: Eukaryota; Metazoa; Chordata; Actinopteri; Kurtiformes; Apogonidae
Gene: atg101
Product: autophagy related 101
Exons: 2
Coding region: 426-1082 (218 amino acids)
Biological process (GO): autophagy; autophagosome assembly
Cellular component (GO): phagophore assembly site; Atg1/ULK1 kinase complex
Molecular function (GO): protein kinase binding
Source: RefSeq, a predicted model, not a curated record
UGAUAUAUGUCAAAACCCGCAUUUUAUUUUAUGUCUUUUCUGAACUGUUUUAGUGAAUUAUAAACUCUCCCGAAUCAUUGCAAAAUAUACGGUUAUAAACGCACAAGCGGGUAUUUUGACCUUCGCGACUUGCCCUAGACUCCUCUGUUGUUGACAUCAUAAUUGCUCUAGCUCAGUUUGUAGCAUACAUUUAGCUAGCAGGGCCACACUAUAAUGUUCCCGUAUUUAACAGAGACAGAAUAGAGAUAUUCUAAUAUAAAUAUAAAACACAGAUUGUAUUUUAACACUCGUUCACACCGUGCCGGAUAGGCUCCGCCCACCGGUAGAGGUAAACAAACUGUGUCUUCGUCCCUGUUUACAGUAGCCACCAUUACUCAGUUACAGGCUCUGAGAGGUGAAUAGAAAUAUAGAGUUGUACUUUCGAGAUGAAUUGCCGAUCAGAGGUUCUGGAGGUGACCGUGGAGGCCCGGCAGGUGGAGGAGGCGAUGUUGGCUUUGCUACACACCAUUUUAUUACACCGCAGCACCGGGAAAUUUCACUACAAAAAGGAGGGCACCUACUCUAUCGGGACCGUGGGGACACAAGACAUCGACUGCGACUUUAUCGAUUUCACCUUUGUCAGAGUUUCAUCAGAAGAGCUGGACAGAGUGAUUAGGAAAGCUGUGUCAGAGUUUAAGGAUGCAUUGAGCAACUCUGGCAGCGACGGUAUGGGCCAGAUCUCCUUGGAGUUCUUCCAGAAGAAGAAGUCCAGAUGGCCUUUUUCAGACGAGUGCAUCCCCUGGGAGGUGUGGAGCAUCAAGGUGAACGUGGUGAACCUGGCCAACGAGCAGGAGAGGCAGAUCUGCAGGGAGAAAGUGGGCGAGAAGCUGGGGGAGAAGGUCAUCAACGUGGUCGAGGUCAUAAACCGCCACGAAUACCUGCCAAAGAUGCCUACCCAGUCUGAGGUGGACAAUGUGUUUGACACCAGCCUUAAAGAUGUGCAGCCGUAUCUUUACAAAAUCGCCUACCAGAUCACAGAUUCCCUGGGGACGUCUGUGAGCACCACCAUGAGGAGGCUGAUCAAAGACACGCUGGCGUUGUGAGGAGGCCUUAACACACAGAUGAUGUACAUAUUCACAUACAGUCACACCUGACACAUCCUGCUGUGCACAUGAUUAGUCUGCUUGUACAAUACUUCUGUUGCAAUCAGUCUCUAUGGAAACACCUUAUCAGUCCCUCUCUCUUAGUUUCUGCAUUCCACUCAAGAUUCCUGAUUAUGUGCCGUUCAUUUUUCUUCUAAGAGAGUGUUGCCAUUAUCAAGCAACGUGGCAAUAACACAGUAGCAAAUGUUUUGUUUAAUUCUGUGAAAAAAUGGGUUGCUAAUAACAUCAAAUCUGUAAAAUACUGUACAUUUUUCUCAAUAAAUGUUGUAAAAUAUACUUAAACAGCA